AUGAAUAUCGUCAAGCUACAAAGAAAAUUCCCAGUGCUCUCUCAAGAAGAUCUAUUCUCGACAAUUGAAAAGUUUCGUGCAAUUGAUCUCGAGGACAAGGGCUGGGUCGAGAAACAACAGGCCUUGGAAGCUGUAUCACAAUCGGGCGAGACGUCCUACGAUGUGGCAAGAGAAACUUUGAAACAGGUCAAUGUUGAUGCCUCUGGUCGUGUUGAACUGGACGAUUAUGUUGAGUUGAUCGCUAAGCUAAAAGAAUCACAAGCCGGACCUGCGCCUCAGACCAGUUUUGAAACCGGCAGUGCCGCUGUGAUGCAAUCUCCAGGUCGUGGAGGGUUGCAGCAUAAAGGUACUGGGGCUCAAGCGAAGAUUAUUGUUAGCGGUUCCACUACGGGAACUACCCAUACGAUUAACGAGGAAGAGAGGAGAGAAUUCACCAAGCACAUCAACAGUGUUCUCGCCGGGGACAGCGACAUAGGCCAUCUUUUGCCCUUCCCAACGGAUACAUUCCAACUUUUCGACGAGUGUAAGGAUGGUUUGGUGCUCUCCAAGUUGAUCAAUGACUCUGUCCCAGACACGAUUGAUACGAGAGUUUUGAACUGGCCAAAGAAGGGGAAAGACUUGAAUAACUUCCAGGCAAGCGAAAAUGCCAACAUUGUCAUCAACUCAGCCAAGGCAAUUGGUUGCGUCGUUGUCAACGUACAUUCUGAGGAUAUUAUCGAGGGUAAAGAACAUCUUAUCUUGGGGCUAAUCUGGCAAAUCAUCAGAAGAGGGCUGUUGAGCAAAAUUGAUAUCAAGUUACAUCCUGAGCUGUAUCGUCUGCUGGAAGACGACGAAACUUUGGAGCAAUUUUUGAGACUGCCUCCUGAGCAGAUCUUACUCCGUUGGUUCAACUACCAUUUGAAAGCGGCUAACUGGAAUAGAAGGGUUGCCAACUUUUCCGGCGAUGUCUCAGAUGGUGAAAACUACACCAUACUAUUGAACCAACUGGCUCCAAGUUUAUGUUCAACAGCGCCUUUACAAACAAGUGACCUCCUACAAAGAGCUGAACAAGUUUUACAAAACGCAGAGAAAUUGGACUGUAGAAAGUACUUGACGCCAAGUUCCCUUGUUGCAGGUAAUCCAAAGCUGAACUUGGCCUUUGUGGCCCAUCUAUUCAACACUCACCCUGGCCUAGAACCGGUGGAGGAGUCGGAAAAGCCUGAGAUAGAAGAGUUUGAUGCCGAGGGUGAGAGAGAAGCUAGAGUGUUUACCUUAUGGCUAAACUCUCUUGAUGUCGAUCCAUCUGUUGUUUCGUUGUUUGAAGAUUUGAAGGACGGAUUGAUUUUGUUGCAGGCGUACGAAAAGGUCAUGCCUGGAGUGGUUCAAUACAGCCACGUCAACAAAAGGCCUAGCUCUGGCUCUGAGAUGUCAAGAUUCAAAGCUUUGGAGAAUACAAACUACGCCGUUGAACUUGGGAAGGCUAAUGGGUUUUCCCUUGUUGGUAUCGAGGGCUCCGAUAUCGUUGAUGGCAAUAAACUACUAACAUUGGGUCUCGUUUGGCAAUUGAUGCGUAGGAAUAUCAACAAUACUAUCAAGUCUCUAUCCUCAAGUGGUAGGGAUAUGAGCGACUCUCAAAUACUUAAGUGGGCCCAAGAGCAGGUUACAAAAGGAGGCAAAUCGUCCAGGAUACAGUCUUUCAAAGAUCCUUCUUUGUCAAAUGCUCACUUUUUGCUCGAUGUUAUCAAUGGAAUCGCGCCAGGCUAUGUUGAUUAUGAUCUAGUGGCUCAAGGGAACACAGAGGAAGAAAAAUAUGCUAAUGCUAGGUUGGCUAUUUCCAUUGCCAGAAAGCUCGGUGCCCUAAUAUGGUUGGUUCCUGAGGAUAUCAAUGAAGUUCGUUCCAGAUUGAUCAUCACGUUCGUCGCUUCUUUGAUGUCGAUCAAAAAAUGA
Messenger RNA from Torulaspora globosa, 1926 nucleotides. It is a transcript of the gene SAC6, whose product is annotated as fimbrin. Gene Ontology annotation, cellular component: actin filament; cytoplasm; actin filament bundle. Gene Ontology annotation, biological process: actin filament network formation; actin filament bundle assembly. The record is from RefSeq and is a predicted model, not a curated record. Gene Ontology annotation, molecular function: actin filament binding; calcium ion binding. Bases 1 to 1926 code for a protein of 641 amino acids. NCBI's taxonomy places the organism in Eukaryota, Fungi, Ascomycota, Saccharomycetes, Saccharomycetales, Saccharomycetaceae. The transcript has 2 exons.